Molecule: messenger RNA, 1758 nt
Organism: Vollenhovia emeryi
Lineage: Eukaryota; Metazoa; Arthropoda; Insecta; Hymenoptera; Formicidae
Product: tRNA pseudouridine(38/39) synthase
Exons: 6
Coding region: 182-1462 (426 amino acids)
Biological process (GO): mRNA pseudouridine synthesis; tRNA pseudouridine synthesis
Cellular component (GO): cytoplasm; nucleus
Molecular function (GO): pseudouridine synthase activity; RNA binding
Source: RefSeq, a predicted model, not a curated record
AGUAGGGGAAUCUAUUCCACUCUCGGAUCACGAGGAAUCGUGUGCGCUCUGUGAACACGUGUAGCGUGCGUGACACAUAACCCGUACUUUCGACGCCCGCAAUAUUUAUUCGACAGAAAGAGGACCCGCAAGUGUACUCCUGUGUUUUACUGCGGCUUAGUCUCGGUGUCGCGACCGUGUGAUGAUGGCAAAGGUCCCGCGGAAACGCGUUAAAACAGGAAAAAGCACGAGAGAACAGUUGGAGAUGCUCGACAAAUCGGAAUUGAUCGACAAGAUAUUGCAGUUGGAAGCUCGCAACGAACAGCUGCAAUCGUCAAUUGCGAAAAGUACGGAUACAGAACUAGAGAAAGAGAAGCCAAGGAAAGGAAGAAGAUCGUUUGAUUUUUCAAAGUGUCACAAGAGGCACAUUAUGUUGAAAUUUUAUUAUCUCGGCUGGGACUACCACGGCUUCGCCGUACAGGAGGAUAGCAGCGACACUAUCGAGCAUCAUCUGUUCGCAGCUCUGUUAAAAAGCUGCUGCAUAGAAUCCCGCGAGAGCGCAAAUUACCAUCGUUGCGGACGAACCGAUAAAGGUGUUAGCUCGUUCGCGCAAGUGAUCUCGCUGGACGUACGCAGUAGAUUGGAACCGGAGAAUCGAGACAACUUGUCGGACGAGUUGCCCUAUUGUAAAAUUUUGAACAGAUUACUGCCAGCGAAUAUAAGGUGUAUAGCCUGGUGUCCGGUCGCGUCUAAUUUCUCCGCGAGAUUCGACUGCAAGUUUAGAAGGUACAAGUACUUUUUCCCAAGAGGCAAUUUAGACACAGAUGCCAUGGACAAAGCUGCCAAGUAUGUUGUAGGAGAUCACGACUUUCGUAAUAUUUGUAAAAUGGACGUAGCCAAUGGUGUAGUUAAUUUUAAAAGAACUGUAUUUGAUGCAAAAGUGACUACCAUUAGUGGUCAGAGCGUGGAAAAGUCUACAGGCUAUGAUAUGUGCGAAUUGGAAAUUACGAGUCAAGCCUUCCUGUGGCAUCAAAUUCGUUGUUUAAUGGGCAUCUUGUUGUUGGUUGGGCAAAGGAAAGAGGAACCCGAGAUAACCCUGAAGCUUCUGAACACUGAUACCUGUCCGCAGAAGCCGCAGUACAAUAUGGCUCAUCACGUUCCAUUGAAUCUCUGGUACUGCGAUUAUGAAAGCGUAAAAUGGUUCAUCGACGAAAAUGAAUUGUUACACACUAUUAAAAUAUUACAACAGGAUUGGGCGCUCAAUACUAUAAAAUCCACAAUGAUAAAAAAUAUGCUGAUGGAAUUGGCAAAUUUCGUUAACUAUGAAAAUACUGAUUUCCAAAGCGAUUGCCUGCUUCUCGGAGUACAGUCGAAAAGAUAUCAACCACUGAUGAAACGAGAAAUGUGUGAGAGUUUGGAAAAUAAAAUCAAACAUUACGAGAAGAAACGAAAAUUUGAAGUCGUACAGUCCGAGGUUACAUAGCAUAUGCCUAUGCUAAUCACAGAACUUGUGUAAGUACGUACAUACUAACAGUUUCAAAUACACAUAUAAUUUUCUUACUGUAAAUAGUACAUACAGCGUCUUAAAUUUUCACUAUAUGUGAAAGGGCUGCGUUCAGCCUUAUUGUUCGUCAAAUUUUGAUAGCGAUCAGUUCUCCAGAAACAUUAAAUUUUACAGGAGCUGCGUGAAGCAACGUCGAUAGGCCUGUAAUAAUACACGCGAAACGACGAGCGAAGCUUUUACGAAGUAACAAUUAUAAUUUUUGUUAUCUAUGAAAA